AUAAAUUGACAUGUCCUCGUAUUGUUUUUUUAAAUGCUUCCUAAUGGUUUGAAUAAAGUGGCAAAUAAAUGUCAACAAACACACAGAGAGUGAAUCAACACUUGUCCACAUUGAAGUAAAUAUUGCUCUGUUAAAACAGCCAGCCUUUUUCAACUAACCCUUAUAAAGUUUUGUGUAGCUUUUUAAAGCACACAUUAACAUAUGCGUGUCGCAAGAUGCUGACAAACUGCGUGACGAUAUGCAAUUAAAGAUAAAAAGUUUUGUUCAUGGAUUAAAACUUAUGACAUAUGAUGAUUUGUUUUUUUAAUUAAAUUACACCCCCGUCUUCGAUGAACACAUCAAUUUCAUACAUUGAAUUUAAUUAUUCGCUAAGUACUUGAAGAAAUUCAAGCUUAUAUAAGCUAGAAACUGUCGUGAAGUAUUCAUUUACAAAUUAGUGGAGAGAGAGAACGGUGGUAGUAAAAAAGUAUUAUAAUAUAAGUUUUUAAAGUAAAGAAAAAUAAUAUAAUAUGAAUCUAAACAAUUUAACUCAACAGAUGGAAAGUAUGCCUACAAAUACAAAGAAACCAACUAGGAUUGUUGUCAUGGGAGAUUUGGGUGUAGGAAAAAGUGCAAUUGUCACAAGAUGCAUCAAAAAUAAAUUCUACAAAUCACUGGUAUCUGGAAGAGAUCUAUCCUAUAGAUAUAACGCCAACUUCGGCAAGAAAACUGUACCUUUAGAUGUUGUGGAUUUCAAUGGAAAAAAUGAUGCAUUGAUAAGCUGUGCUGAUGGCUUUAUAUUGUGUUACUCCAUCACUGACCGAAAGAGUUUUGAUGCAAUUGACGACUAUUUAGAUAAAAUCGUCGAUGCAAACAUAAAACACCCAAAAAUUACCAUCAUUGGAAAUAAAAGCGAUUUAUAUCGAGAUAGACAAGUGACUUCUGCUGAAGGGUUUUUAUUAGCAAAAGAAAUUAACGGACAAUUUUACGAAACAUCUGCGAAAAUUCCUGUCAUCGAUAUCCGGCAAGUUUUUUACGAUUUAUAUAAAGCGAUCAAAAGCGCUAAAAAAAAUAGAAAAGACAAAAAAGACAGUUUCGAUUACGAAUCUCCCGAGGAUUAUAGCAUAAUGGACCAAGCUAUGUUAAACUCAUCCGGACUUCUUGGCUACAGUCGCUGCUCACAACGCGGCUACUUGAGUGGACUAAGGGAAAUGAGUCGAAGGCUUUCAAGUAGACCAAGAAAAUUAACCAUAGAUUCUUCAUUAUAAACAAAUUUGCCUUUUUUAUAAUUAUAAAAACGAAAACCUUUUCUCGCAUUCGUCAUACGAGUAAUUUGACCGUGUCAUGUUUUGUCAUGUCCUUCAAACAUAACCUUUUUUUAUGAAUCAAGUCAAAGAAUUUAUGACCCACCUAGUUAAUCAUAGGUGAACACACAAUCGUUCUCUGUUUUUCAAAUAAAAACUACCCACUGUAGAUAUAUACUUGUGAAUUUGUUUAUAGUAUUUAAUAAGAGGUAGCUAUUUAUAUAUUAUUACUAUAUUCAAUAUAUAUUUUAUUUCUAUACAAAAUUGUACAAAUAUAAAUCUUAUUGACAUAACAUUAUAAUACAUACUAGAAAAAAAACCCAUCAAAAAACGUUCAGUAUUGUUUUUAAUAAUAUUUUCU
Hydractinia symbiolongicarpus is the source of this 1644-nucleotide messenger RNA. RefSeq names its product ras-like protein rasG. The record is from RefSeq and is a predicted model, not a curated record. Bases 510 to 1247 code for a protein of 245 amino acids. NCBI's taxonomy places the organism in Eukaryota, Metazoa, Cnidaria, Hydrozoa, Anthoathecata, Hydractiniidae. Gene Ontology annotation, molecular function: GTPase activity; GTP binding. The transcript is spliced from 2 exons.